AUGCCCGCCUGGGAGGUCGAUCACACCAAGCAGAUGCAGCGGCUUAGAAAGUGGCGCAACAUGCUAGGUGGCGGCACUGCAGACUGGAAGAGGUUUUCGGCACGGCACCCCGCAAUGGUGAAGCGGCGAGUGAGGAAAGGCAUCCCAGACAGGUUGAGAGGUGUGGCUUGGCAGCUCCUCUCCGGUGGCCGGGAGCUCCUCUUGCAGAAUGAAGGGGUGUACGAGCGGCUGAUGCUGGCAGGCAGCAGUGAGAAGGAACUGGAGAUCGUGAGGGAUUUGUCAAGGACGUACCCUUCACACGUGUACUACCAGCAGCGGCAGGGGCCAGGGCAACGCUCCCUUUUCAAUGUGCUGCGGGCGUACUCAGUCUACGACCGGCAGGUGGGCUACGUACAGGGCAUGGGCUUCAUAGCGGGCCUGCUGCUGCUGUACAUGUGUGAGGAGGACGCGUUCUGGACACUCACCGCGCUGCUUAAGGGCGCCGUGCAUGCGCCACUGGAGGGCCUGUUCAGGCCGGGCCUGCCACUGCUGCAGCAGUAUCUGUUCCAGUUCUCUCGCCUGGUCGAUGAAGAGGUGCCUCGAGUGGGUUCGCAUCUGCGCAAGGAGGGCGUCCACCCCACCAUGUUCUGUUCGCACUGGUUCAUCACCCUGUUUGCGUACACGCUGCCAUUCGACCACCUGCUGCGCAUCUGGGACGUCCUCUUCCUGGAAGGUCCCAAGAUCAUCUUCAGAGUGGGAUUGGCAUUGCUCAAGACAGCGGAGGACACGCUGCUGGCAUUGCCCUUUGAGCGCUUGCUGACAGCACUGAAUUCAAAGCACUUCUCCGCCUUUUCGCGGCCCCCAGCUCAGCUGCUCAAACUGGCGCUCUCCUUCAAGGUGUCACGGCGAUUAGGGGCAUCUCUUGCAGAGUUCCAGAAACAGCAGAAGGAGCAUCCAAACGGGAAAGAUCCCCUAUGA
Molecule: messenger RNA, 957 nt
Organism: Coccomyxa subellipsoidea C-169
Lineage: Eukaryota; Viridiplantae; Chlorophyta; Trebouxiophyceae; Coccomyxaceae
Product: RabGAP/TBC
Exons: 6
Coding region: 1-957 (318 amino acids)
Source: RefSeq, a predicted model, not a curated record